AUGAUGAAGGUCGACAAGAUGCUUGUCCGCACCGACAUCACGCAACAGUCUCUGCGUGAAGAUUACGACGAAAAGAUCAGCCAGGGCGUAGUCACCAAAAGUCUCGACAAAUGGCGCGAGUUCAUGGUUGUCUGCCGAAGCCAUGAGGAAGAAGAUGCCAAAGCUGUGCUCCAGCUGUACCAGACGCGAGUCAUCACGGUAUCAGAGGACAAGAAGGUCAAGAAGAAGGCAAAGGUCCAGAUUCUGCUGGGUAACAGCAAAGUGCGCGUGAACUUGUACUCUGCUCUCGACAAGACUUUGUGUCUCUGGACCAGAGAUGGCUUACGAACGACGAUAUACUAUUUGCGAGCAGCUUCCACCGCCACGGCUGUAGAGUGGUAUACCUUUAUCCGGAGUGUGCUUGGCCAUAAGAGAGCCGAUACAUUGCAAGUGAAUAUUCCCGAUUUGAGUGUGUGCCUGCGUCUCGAGGACCCAUUCCGGGCCAUCGAGACAUCAAGCACCUUCGCAGAAGCUGAAGCAGGUGACGACGAAGCAUUAGCUAGAGCUGUGAACGAGGAAAAGGGCGCUGCGGCUGCUAUCGUGACACGAUGCAUGGAAAUGCUGAAAGAGAACUCGGAAUGGCAGGAUGUGCUAAAAGUCUGGGCCCAAGACAACCGCAUAGGGCUCGCAUGGAAGCGCUACGAUCGUUUGGAAUGGCUACAUGGUGCCGUCGAGCAGAGGAUGUACGGUACUAUCGCGAUGCAGCGCACCCACGAUUUGGAACUUCGGCCCAAACAUCACUAUCCCAAGUUGAUUACGCAAACAACUGGACCUGCCUUGGAAGAACCGACACCGAUUGAGGGCUUCUUGAUUCGGUUGACUUCGCAACAGGGUAAGGAUCAAAAGCUCGGAAAGAUGCUGUUCAAACGCCUAUAUUUCACGACGCAGAGCCAGUAUCUGCUUUUCAUGAAACCGGCGAAAGCAAAGCCUCCGCCACCUCCCAGACUUCCUGCGCAAACCGCUGCUGAUGGUGGUGUGCCAUCGAUUCAGCAAAUUUCGGCUCAAGUGCCACUGACAUACGAUGUCGAACCUUAUCCAUUGCAGGACAACAAUAUUGCGUGGCUGAACAGUGAAGGUAUCAUUUCACCGAUGGAAGUCCGGGAUCGGGACGAUGCAGCUGCCGCUGAGGCUGAACGCAAUGUCGAGAUGCUGCAGGCUGCCGAUGGCUUCAUUGACAUGUGCAAUGUGCAUAGAGUGCGCAACUUUGUCGAUGGUGCCACACCCGCAGAUGAGAAUGUCGAAUCAGGGGAUGAUGUCGACUUCCACGUGCAGGUGCCCGACACCUCUGUGCGACAGGACGAUGGUACUGCCACUGAGAUUGACGAAGAUCGCAUAUUUGAGCUUGUGAUGAAGAAUGGCCUGGUGAUUCGCCUACAAGCUUUCAAUAAAGUGACUCGCGAUGAAUGGCUCAAGCGCAUGCGCCAACUUGUUGCUUACUGGACUGCGCGCAAGAAGGCUGACAUGAACCUCUACAAGUCCACUCGCGAGCAGAAUUUGCGAGAGCUGGGCAUCGACGAGCGCGCUGAAGCUCUUGUAGGACAAUUUGCACAUAAAUGGGAAGUCGGAAAAUCGUUUGCCUCUCCUACGCUGUACAACAUGUGCGGCAUCUCCGGGUGUCGCACCGUACAUCUAUCAGGGGUCCUCUUUCGCAAGCCGCGAAAGCAUACUACAUUCAUUCGCGACCAAGUUAUUCUCUCGCAUGGCCAUCUCUUGAUUUUCCAGGAUACCUUGCGAUCGCGCUCUGGCAAGAAGCUACAGCACAUUCACCACGACCGUAUCGCCUCCAUCAACCUGAAGGGCUGUUACCUUUACUCUGGCUUGCUUACUGAGAGCGAUUUACUUUACCAAAAUCAGACUUUUGACUCCAACACACCUGGACAUCAUGCCUUGCCACGCGUCUAUCUGGAAGACGGCUGGACGAGUACGGACGAGGAUGCCAUGACCACGUUUGUCAUUUGGCAUGCUAACAGCAAAUCGUGGUUCAAGAGCUCUUCCACGGUUGACGAUCAACGAAAGGAGCAGCAACAAGCCGAUGACGACCGAAAGGUGAAGACCAAGCUGACCAGAGUCAGCAAACUGGGGACGACGGGUCGCAAUGUGGUGUUUAAAGCUCGCAGCCGAGCAGAGCGAGACCACUGGGUCCUUGCCAUACAGGUGGAAAUUGAGAGGCUUGCCAGCCAGGCGGACGAGGUCAGACUUGUUAACGACGGAAACAAAGACGACGAGGCAACUUGA
This is a messenger RNA of Sphaerulina musiva SO2202, 2274 nucleotides long. RefSeq lists its product as uncharacterized. Gene Ontology annotation, biological process: ascospore-type prospore membrane formation; protein localization to prospore membrane. The transcript has a single exon. Lineage: Eukaryota; Fungi; Ascomycota; Dothideomycetes; Mycosphaerellales; Mycosphaerellaceae. Bases 1 to 2274 code for a protein of 757 amino acids. The record is from RefSeq and is a predicted model, not a curated record. Gene Ontology annotation, cellular component: prospore membrane.